Morus notabilis is the source of this 654-nucleotide messenger RNA. RefSeq names its product 60S ribosomal protein L26-1. Gene Ontology annotation, biological process: ribosomal large subunit biogenesis; cytoplasmic translation. The coding region runs from base 48 to 488 and encodes 146 amino acids. The transcript has a single exon. The record is from RefSeq and is a predicted model, not a curated record. Gene Ontology annotation, cellular component: ribosome; cytosolic large ribosomal subunit. Gene Ontology annotation, molecular function: structural constituent of ribosome; RNA binding. Lineage: Eukaryota; Viridiplantae; Streptophyta; Magnoliopsida; Rosales; Moraceae.
ACACUAGUAGAAACAAUAGAAUAUAGUGAAACCCUAGGAGAGCAAAAAUGAAGUUCAACCCGAGGGUCUCGAGCUCCCGCCGCAAGAGCCGGAAGGCCCACUUCACGGCGCCGUCGAGCGUCCGCCGUGUGCUGAUGAGCGCGCCUCUCUCCGGCGACCUCCGAUCCAAGUACAACGUCCGCUCCAUGCCGGUCCGCAAGGACGACGAGGUCCAGGUGGUGCGUGGGACCUACAAGGGCCGCGAGGGCAAGGUCGUCCAGGUCUACCGUCGCAAAUGGGUGAUCCACAUUGAGCGAAUUACCCGCGAGAAGGUCAACGGAUCGACAGUCAACGUCGGAAUCAACCCCUCGAAGGUUGUGAUCACCAAGCUCAGGCUAGACAAGGACCGGAAGUCCCUCCUCGACCGCAAGGCCAAGGGCCGCGCCGCCGCCGACAAGGACAAGGGCACCAAGUUCACCGCCGAGGAUAUUAUGCAGAGCGUCGAUUGAACGAAUUAGGUUUUUUUUUAAUGUUUUUGUUCAAGAUUUUAUAUUUAGAUCUCUAUCUCUGUUUUUUUUUUUUUUUUUUAGUUUCACUGUUCUUUAGAGUUUUGUUACGAAGAAAAUUUGAAAGGUACUUUUCGUUUAAUCUAUGGUUUUUGGUUGGUGUUUAUUU